This is a messenger RNA of Corticium candelabrum, 2951 nucleotides long. Its product is annotated as protein FAN-like. NCBI's taxonomy places the organism in Eukaryota, Metazoa, Porifera, Homoscleromorpha, Homosclerophorida, Plakinidae. The coding region runs from base 43 to 2817 and encodes 924 amino acids. Gene Ontology annotation, molecular function: protein binding. The record is from RefSeq and is a predicted model, not a curated record. The transcript has 38 exons.
CUUACACUGUAAGUGCGUGCACGUGCCUUGUAACCUGCGACGAUGUCGUUCGCUACUCGAAGCGACAGUCUUCUAGUGGAGCAACAAGACAGCGAUAAAAGGUUUUCGUUGUUGCUGUUGGAGCCUGGAGAAAUCUAUUUUGAGGACUUCAGUGCUAUCUACUAUCCGUUUGGCUUGUCGGAGGCGACAGCUUUUAAACGGAAACAACGGGGAAGACUCAAGCUUUGUAGUAAGUCAAUACUGUUUGAUCCCGAGGACGUCGGUCAGCCUAUACUGAAGUUGAAUUUCCGUGAUGUCAAGUCAUUAGGUCAGUGGGCUGGAUCAUUGCUCUCCAAACUUGACACAAGGGGGAAAGUCCUUUCAGUGAGAUCUACACAAGUGAUUGAAAUGAAAGAAGGAAACAUGAUUGCUCCCUACAAAUUUUCAAGAAUAAACAAAGAGUAUUUGUUCUCUCUCACAUAUGUUGGUCUUGAUGAUGUGCUGCCUCGGAUGCAUCAGCUGUAUAAAGCAUUAACCUUGGGAUGUUUUGAUCAAAGAGCAAUGAUUUCAAGUAUAGUCAAGGCCAGACAAGCUAUGGUGUCUUUUAAUGCAAGCUGGCUGGAGUCUCUUUAUGAGAAGAUUGCUGUAGAAACAACUGGCGAUCGUGUUACACCUUUGGUACAGAAUCCAGGCCAAAUAGUUCUUACAACUGCUUUUCUUUACUUUCAACCGUUCAACAAAGAACCGGAAAUUGUGUUGAAAGUAAAACUGUCCAGCAUGGGACAGAUUGUUAAACGAAGAUACCUUCUUAGACAAGUGGGUAUUGAGAUUUUCUAUGGAGAUUCAAGUAACUUACUCCUAGUCUUGCCUACCACAUCGGAGAGAGAUCAUUUAUACGAUGAACUUAUUUCUCAACCAGAAGUUCAACUUCAAGAUACAGGCCAAGAACACAUGACUUUAAAAUGGCAGAAUGGUGUCAUAUCUAAUUAUGAUUAUCUCAUGUAUCUCAACAGUAUGGCAGAUCGAAGUUUUAAUGACUUGACACAAUAUCCUGUGUUUCCCUGGAUAAUAUGUGAUCUUGAGAGCAAAGAACUUGAUUUACAAAAUCCCAAGAUCUUUAGGGAUUUAAGCAAGCCCAUUGGGGCUUUGAAUCCAGAGCGCUUGGCAAGAUACAAGGCACGAUACAGAGAUAUGCCUGAACCAAAAUUUCUUUAUGGCUCUCACUACUCUACACCAGGCUAUGUGCUAUUUUAUCUUGUCAGAAUUGUGCCUGAGUAUUUACUGUGCUUGCACAAUGGACGAUUCGAUCAUCCUGAUCGCAUGUUUAAUAGUGUAAUGGACACUUGGGAAAACUGUCUCAAUGGAGCUGCUGACGUGAAGGAGCUUAUUCCGGAGUUUUACCAGCCUCCUGGUGACUUUCUGUUGAACAAGCUGAACUUAAAUCUUGGAAUGAAACAGGAUCGAUCAAAAGUGCAUCACGUAGCUCUACCUCCUUGGGCAAAAGAUCCUGAUGAUAUGACUCGAAAGCUACGUGAAGCAUUGGAGUGUUCGUAUGUGUCUGAACGUCUGCAUCACUGGAUUGAUCUCAUAUUUGGUUACAAGCAACGUGGACCAGAGGCCGUAAAAGCCUGCAAUGUAUUUUAUCAUUUGACAUACGAAGGAACUGUAGACCUAGACAGUAUAAGUGAUCCAAACGAAAAGGCGUCUCUUGAAAAUCAGAUCCUUGAGUUUGGUCAGACACCAAAGCAACUUUUUACUCAUCCACAUCCACGAAGAAAUACUGCAUCUACCAGAGGUGCAACAACAAAAGGACUAUCUCUCACUUCAGAGCCUUCUGUCGAUUCAACAGAUGAUGGAGCUGCAUUAGACACAGACUCGCCAUUAAUAAGUGAAGCAUAUAGUGUAUCAAAGGAUUCUGAGAACUCGUCUUGGCAACAUUUGGCAAACUUGAAACUUUGUUGCGAACAAAGAGCUCACAAAGAAUCUGUCACGGCUGUUGCUUUUUCACAUGAUGGUCAGACUGUAUUUUCUGUUGCACAAGAUACAACACUAAAGAUUUUAUCACUAACCAACUUGCAGCAAUUAAGAAGUGUCAGCUUCUCACCUUUAGCAUUGUCUUCAUGUACUGUGAUGCCUGACUCUCGAACUCUUGUGCUGGGAUCGUGGGACAACAACAUCUAUAUUUAUUCAGUUGAAUUUGGACAUGUGCUGGAGUCCGUGCUGGUACAUGAUGAUGCCGUGUCAAGUGUUCAUUGGCAGAAUGAUCUGCUCUUGACAUCGUCGUGGGACACUUGUGUGAAGGUAUGGAGAUAUAAGCCAGAAGAUGGUGGGAAAAAAGGACCUUCACCGCAGUUCUUGGCUGAGUUGGAACAUGAAACAGAGGUAAACUGUGUUAACAUCGACACUUCUAGCAAGUAUGCAGUGUCAGGGACAGUGGAUGGUGCUUUGAUUAUUUGGAAUCUUGAAGAUCAGACGAUGCUUAGCCAACAUUCAGUUCAUUCGGGUAAAGUCAAUGCCGCCUGCUUUAGUCCUGAUGGUCAACGAGUUCUAUCUGCUGGUGCUGAUAACUAUCUCAAAGUGCUGGAUGUCAACACUGGCACCGAAAUUUAUUCAAAAUCAGCAGGAGAAGGGCUUCAAUGUGCUGCAUGGAAUGGUGAUAUUGUGCUGGCUGGUGACAAUUCAGGUAACCUGCAUGUGUGGAAUCUUGUGGAGGUACAGCCGAUCGCUAUCCUACGAGGCCACAAAGGAGCUGUCACAUGCUUUGCUGUAUCCCCAAAUGGUAUGCAUGUUGUCACAGGCGGUGAAGACAAAAAAGUAGUCUUAUGGAGUGUCGCAUAGCAUGAACAGUUAGAGUUGCAAUCUAGUAUCUUUUCUACUCUACAUCUGAAGUUAAUGCAUUUACCUCAUAGGCAUUGUGUACUGUACAUAAAGUGUACGUAAACAAUCGUUAGUUCUUUGCUAGGAAGUCUCGU